Aspergillus versicolor CBS 583.65 is the source of this 1951-nucleotide messenger RNA. RefSeq lists its product as uncharacterized. Bases 28 to 1548 code for a protein of 506 amino acids. The transcript has 10 exons. Gene Ontology annotation, molecular function: transmembrane transporter activity. Gene Ontology annotation, cellular component: membrane. Gene Ontology annotation, biological process: transmembrane transport. NCBI's taxonomy places the organism in Eukaryota, Fungi, Ascomycota, Eurotiomycetes, Eurotiales, Aspergillaceae. The record is from RefSeq and is a predicted model, not a curated record.
GUCUCGUGUUGCUGAUGAACCAGCAAAAUGAAUUCUGAAAAAGAAACCCUGUCGCAGGAGAUCUCGCCUUCGCCGCAGGUUGAAGCUGCCAGCGAGCCCUGCCCUACCGAGUUGCGCCGGCUGCUGCGGAAGAUCGACCUUCGUGUGAUUCCAAUCCUGGCGCUCUUGUAUUUCCUCAGCUUCCUUGAUCGGGGAAAUAUUGGAAAUGCCGAGAUCCAAGGGCUUUCGACCGACUUGAACCUGGUUGGAAACCAGUAUAACUGGUGUCUAACGAUAUUCUUCUUUCCAUACUCCUUCUUCGAGCCGCUUUGCAAUCUGCUGCUUGUAAGGUUCAAGCCCAGCAUCUGGCUGCCCUCCAUUAUGGUGGCCUGGGGUACUGUCACAACUCUACUAGGGAUUGUCCAAAAUUAUCCCGGCCUAUUAGCGGCGAGGUUCUUUCUUGGUCAGCAAGCACCCAUGUCUCCAUCUCUUGUUAUCCAGCUGACAGUUACAGGAUUGGCGGAAGGAGGUCUUUUCCCCGGUCUCGCUUUCUACGUUUCUCUCUGGUACCCAAGAGCAAAUGCACAAUUCAGACUCGCCAUGAUCUUUGCAUCUGCCUCAAUGGCUGGGGCGUUCUCGGGCCUUCUGGCGUUUGCCAUCAGCAAGAUGGAUGGGGUUGGAGGGUUGGAAGGGUGGAGAUGGAUAUUUAUCCUCGAAGGACUCCUGACAGUAGUAUGCGCAGUCCUGGCCUUCUUCCUGGUCUGGGAUGAGCCAGCUACGGCGACCUUCCUGUCAGACAGGGAGAAGGCCAUGAUCAUCGAUCUGUUGGCAGACUCACGAGCGAGCUCCAGCGAGGGCCAACUAGAGGAGAAAAGUGCGUUCGACUGGAAGCAAUUCAUGGCAGCAGUUCUGGACUGGCAGACAUGGAUGCACACAAUCAGCUACUGGGGAACGGCGGUCGCUGUAUAUGCACUGUCACUGUUUCUCCCGACGAUUAUAAAAGGAUUGGGAUAUAGCUCUGCUAAUGCGCAGCUGCUGACCAUCCCCGUUUACGCAGCUGCCUCCAUAUCGUGUAUUGCUGUGGGCUACUUCUCAGACAGGAUGGGCCAGAGGAGUCUCUUCACGCUUGUUUGCUACGGCGCAGUGUUUGUUGGCUUCCUCAUCGCCGUUGCCCCCAGUCGAUUCAUCCCAGGCUUGACGUAUGCAGGAUGCUUCAUCGCGGCGAGCGGCAGCUACCCAGCUAUACCCGGCCUCCUGGCCUUGUCGUCCAACAACUACGCACCAGCUACGAAACGCGCUGUCGGAAUGGCAAUUCAGAUUGGCUUAGGAAGUUUAGGAGGCGCGGCGGCGUCCAACUUCUACAAGGAAACAGAUGCCCCAAGAUAUCGCCUCGGCCACUCCUUGGUGCUGGCCUUUGUAGCAUUGGGCUUUCUGACCGUUGUCCUCUACUAUUUCCUGUGUCGGAGGAUCAACGCUAAACGCGACCGUGGAGAGGCAACUACCAGCGAGAAUUCGGAUGGGAUAUUUGAGAUGGGCGACAAGGCACCGACCUUCCGCUACAAUCUGUAGGUAUUCCGUGGGUAGGCUGAUGGUAUAGCUGGAAAGAGUGGCAAGAGUGGCACGAUAACAUUGCGAAAUUAUCCCCCGUCUUGAUAUCCCAAUAGCCAAUUGUGCCAGAGAGUAUUGUCAUUGGACAUCGUGUAGGGCAAUUCCCACGGGGCCUGGCGCGGUAUAUCCGCAAUAAUGCUAUCAAUAUCUAGACCCAUCGAACUGUCCUCAACCGUAUCAUGCGCCUGUGGAUUUGGAGUGUUAGAGUCUUCCCCUGGAGCCUCUGGACUAUGGUCAGUCUCCUGCCGACGUUGUUGGUCAAACAUGUCGAAGAACAACUGGCGGAUCCAGCUUGCCAGCACAUGGCACUCUUCAAAGUCCUUCAAGGCGAGUAGCUUGUACUUGAUGGAGCUCAGCAGCGCAU